AAGAACGCGAAACGCUCUCAUUCAAAGUGGCGCCAUAACGGCUACAUCUCAGAUUCCACAAAAUUUCGAUUAUACUAGAUUUUGAAAUGAGUUGGGCGAACUUUGUUUGAAUUCUCUUUGUUUCACUUCCGAAUUGUUUUUCACUUUCAAGAUUUUUCUGGUUUCAUAGGCAUCUCCGUUCGCUUUCCGGUGUCUUUUGAUUUCUAGGGUUUUGUGCACUUUGGAAUUUUUGAAGCUCGCUAGGGUUUACAGAAUUCAGUGAUGGAUCUUCCUCCGGAAGUUGACAAUUACAUCAAGGAAACAAUAGAUCAUGCACUAGGUCUCCCUGUUUCAGCGGAGACACUGGAGUUAAAGCUUCGUGUCUCUCAGGAUACUCAGAGACGGCUCGGCCAAUAUUGCGACGUUCUACAGUCUAAAAUCAAAGAGAAAGACCAGUUAAUUGAGCGCAGUAGGGCUGAAGCGACAAUGAACGCUCAAGCUCUGAAGAAAUUUGUCGAUGAGAACCGGAAAUUGGCUACGGAGUGCUUUUAUCUUUCGAGCCAAUGUGAGAAGUGGGAGAGAGAGUGCUCUUUAUAUGAUCAUGACCGAGAUGCUUUGAUGGAGUUCGGCAACGAGGCGGAUCAGCGUGCGAGGGAGGCUGAGAAUCGUGUUCAUGAAUUGGAGGAGGAAGUUCGACGGUUAUCAGAUGAACUGCAGUUCUUUAAACACGAAUACGAGACUAAAAGGGUAAAUUCAUCUGCUGAUGGUAGAGAUUUGGAGGAUAACUUACUUGAGUUGGUGUUACCGACAUGCAACUGUAAUGAUAGAGCUACUUCUGCUCAUGCAUUUUUAGAAACAUGCAGUGAUCAAGAUUCAAGCCAAAAGCUUAUGGAAAUAUGGAAUUGCUUAAAGCCUUCAACUCAAAAGGCUCUAUCACUAGCUGCAUACGUGAAGGCCGUUGAGAAGGAUUGUGAUCAUCUGAAGGUAAAUCUACUAAGAGCUGAAGAUGAGGUGAAGUUGUUGUAUGAAGAGAAUACGCUUCUUGACGAGGAAAACAAGAGGUUGCUGAAACGAUGUCGGGAGGAUAAAGUACAACAUUCAGGUGAUAGGCAGACCAACAGUGGAUCUGCCGCCAAGUCAAAUAAGCGAAAAUCAUGCCCGAGAAUCACUAGUCCGAUUGAAGGGAAGAUCAUUCUUAAUGAAGUUGAUUCGACACGUCAACCUCUUUCGCCUUUGCAACAUAACUCCCCAGACUCGAGGAUGCAAAAGAAGUAGUUGAAACUCAAGAACCAUAGGUCAUCCCCUCCAUUUUUUUCCUUGUGGCAUUUUGUUGCCAAAGUUGAAAAGCAUGACUGAACUAACAUAGUAGAAUUUGAGUAUAGAAACUAUAACAUAUGUUUUACUAGUAAGAACUAUGAUGGUUGGGCUUUUCUAAAUGGAAGAGCCUUUCUUUCACCUCUGUGUUUUCUAUGUUGCUCGAUGUUAUCAAAGAAAACUUACCUUCGUGCCAA
Messenger RNA from Cucumis melo (muskmelon), 1490 nucleotides. RefSeq lists its product as uncharacterized. The transcript is spliced from 6 exons. The record is from RefSeq and is a predicted model, not a curated record. The coding region runs from base 262 to 1254 and encodes 330 amino acids. Lineage: Eukaryota; Viridiplantae; Streptophyta; Magnoliopsida; Cucurbitales; Cucurbitaceae.